Fusarium venenatum is the source of this 507-nucleotide messenger RNA. The record is from RefSeq and is a predicted model, not a curated record. Lineage: Eukaryota; Fungi; Ascomycota; Sordariomycetes; Hypocreales; Nectriaceae.
AUGCGACGCCACUUGAAAGCUUGGCUUGAAGUCAGAAAAUCUCGGAGUAAAAACGAAGUCGAUCCUGCGCCUCAGAUGCCAUGUCUCACAAGCCCACGCCCACGCGUUUUGACACCAUCAUCCUCCAAGCAAGAUCUCUCGCUACCACUGCAGAGCUCCCCACUGUUCAGCAAGUUGCCAACCGAGAUCCGACGAAGAAUUCUACUUUUUGCUUUUGGCGAUCGUACAGUGCAUAUGGAUUUAGCUCUCGAACAUCCUUUCAAGGCAAAAGCACCUGCCUUGAGCUAUGAUCACAGGCAUGGCAAGUUGGAUACGCUAUGGCGUGAUAACCUCGACAGAAGCCGACCUCGGAUUUGGAAAUGGAAAGGCUGUGCCCUCCCCGGAUUCGAAAGAUUUUUCGGUGUGAAGAAUAUGUGUGCCAACCAGCUGAUGACAAUUGCUGCUCCGGACGGGCAAACUUUUGCCAUGGGUGGAAGGAUCAUUACGGAACUACUGAUGCAUGUUUGA